UUAGUUGUCCUUCUGUGUUGACUUCGGAGCUGCUGGCUCCUGGGAGCAGUGUUUGCACACAUCGUGGAUGCUCUUGCUGUCGCCUCGGCUGCCAAGCAGCCUGUUGGGCAGCGUCGGCACUCUGCUUCUCGGUCCGUCAGUGCCCUUUCUGGUGGUUUUCGUGGUGGUAGAAGAGGAAGAGCAGCUUAAAAAGGGGAAGUGUAUAAUCCUCCCCAUUACUGGCCAGUAAAUUCCAGAGCAGGCCCUUCUGAAAUAGUGGAAACACUUGAGCAUCUUGCAGCUCUUGAGCUGGAGGUGUCCUGGUGUGGCUGCUGGUUUUCUGGCCGCUUUGUUCCACAGGCAGAUUUGUCCUUUGCCUCCCGCUGGUUCCUCCUCAGCUGCAGAGAAACCUUUGGGCUUGUGGGCAAAUCACUGCUCCUCUCUGUGGAGGCUCUUGCUUUAAGAAACUUUGAAGUUUAAUGCAAAUCUCGGGGAGAAUAAAUAUUAGUGCAGGAGUUUUCUGCGGAGGAAUAAUUCAUGUGUAAUUGGUUUUCCGUUUGCUCUAUGCCUCCCGAUGCUGGAUUGGGUAUUUUUACUUAAAAACAGAUUGCACAAUGCUCCCCGGUGUCGGAGUCGGUCUGUAACUAUAUGGUUAAGGAGCGUGACUCGUACUGUUUGGAAUGAUGCUUGGAGGAGGUAGUUUAUUUCCAUGACUUUUGUACUGUAAACUGUAGAUGUUCUGUCUUCAGAGGCAGGGAGAGAGAGCUGAUGGGGAGUGAAGAUGUGCAGCGUGUGGGGGACGCAGAGCUGUCCAUGCGGCCAGUUGGUGGCACGUGCUGGCCUGGAGCAUCACUGGGGGCAGCUCAAUGGGCUGGGCAGUGACCGUGAUGUGAGACAACAGGAAUCGUGGGUGCACUGGGAAAAUCUAUGAACCCGCUUCUUGAAGGCAGGAGCUGCUGCAUUGAGCGAAGGGCAGCCGGCUGUGCCACCGCCGCUCGGCACCGUGCCCGUCCUGCACAAACCCAGCUACCAGAAUGAUCGCUGCACAGAACAGUAGCCAUACCAGGUGAACAGAGUGGAAAGAUACGGACGAAGCUCCUACCAUGCACUGAGCAGCACGGCAUCAAGCGCAGAGUGCUGGGAAAAUGUCUGCUUGCAACACCUUCACUGAACACGUCUGGAAACCUGGUGAAUGUAAGAACUGCUUUAAGCCAAAAAGCUUGCAUCAGCUACCCCCGGUAUCUGAAAAAAAAAACCCAUCACAUGACAAUCUGAAAACCAAUGCAAACCAAAGUAACAGCCAGCGUGGUAGAAAUACGGGAAGUUUCCGACCGCCUGUGGCAAAGAAACCCACGAUAGCUGUGAAGCCCACCAUGAUGGUAGCAGAUGGGCAAGGCCUGUGUGGCGAAAUCGGCCCAGCGGAUCAUGGUGAGAAUAAAUCGGUGCCCACAGGUUGGAACCGAAACAAAGCUGUCUUGCACAAAAAACCACUGAACAAUAAUAACGAAGAUGAAAUUGAAGGCUACAGCCAUGUUCCUAGGCCUUACGGCAACAAUGACGGCGUAGGUAAGAUACCAAAUAAUAAUAAUAAUGGACUGACAGAAGUUUUGAAGGAGAUCGCAGGUUUGGAUACCGCACCUCAGCUGACUGGAAGUGAAAUGAACUCGCGAGAAACCUUCUUGGGAAGAAUAAAUAAUUGUUAUAAAAGAUCAUUAGAAAGAAAGAUUCCUCCAAGCUGCAUGAUGGGUGGAAUGAAGGAUUCGCACAGUAAGCAUGUCAUUCUGAGUGGAAGCACUGAGGUAAUAAGUAAUGAAGGCGGACGUUUCUGUUACCCAGAAUUCUCUAGUGGAGAUGAGAGUGAAGAUGACGCGUUUUUUGGCAGCAUGCAAGAAGAGCACGAGAGCUGGGAUGAAAGUGAUGAAGAAUUGCUAGCAAUGGAAAUUCGCAUGAGGGGCCAACCUCGCUUUGCUAAUUUUAGAGCUAACACUCUGUCUCCUGUUCCGUUCUGUGUUGACAAAAAAUGGAAUACUGUGCCUCUUAGAAACAAGUCUCUGCAGCGGAUCUGUGCUGUAGAUUAUGACGACAGUUACGAUGAAAUUUUAAAUGGUUAUGGGGAAGAGACUGUGAUUCUGUAUGGGCAAGAGAGCAUGCAGAGCAUGGUAUCUUCCGAUUCUACAUCUCCUGAUUCUUCUUUGACAGAAGAGUCUCGUUCUGGAACAACCAGCAGUUCUUCACAGAAGCUCUGCAAUGGAGGAUUAUCUCCUAGUACUCCCCAGGACAUCAAAUUGAUUGAACCAGAAUAUGAAAGUCUCUGUGAUAGUCAACAAGUGAAGGAUGUGUCAAAAGCUUCCAGGAAUGUUCCAAAGAGUCUGGAAACCCACAAGGCUGUCCUUGCUCUUCGACUGGAAGAGAAGGAUGGGAAAAUUGCUGUGCAGACUGACAAACAAGAGAACAAAAGUUCUUCAGAUGUUAGCGGUCAAGCAGUAACUAUAAAUUUGGUGCCUGUGGAAGAGCAAGCUAAACCUUACAGAGUGGUCAAUAUGGAACAGCCAGUUUGCAAGCCAUAUACCGUAGUGGAUGUAUCAGCAGCCAUGACUAAUGAAUGUAAGGAGGGUCAGACUGAAACCUCAGAAGCCAAAAAUACAUCAUCUAACCCAAGUUCACCAGUAACCCCAGGCACACCUAUUACAUCCUCUGCAGCAUCACCUGCACGAGUCAAUGCUAAUCUGAAAAAAUCCAGUGCAAUCAGAUAUCAAGAAGUGUGGACUUCUAGUACUAGUCCAAGACAGAAGAUACCGAAGGUGGAGUUAAUUGCUAACAGCUCUGGACCUUCUGUUCCUCCCAGGAAGACAAGCCACAAGUCAGCUCCUACUUCGCCUACAGCUACAAACCUUUCUUCUAAAACUAUCCCAGUUAAGUCUCCCAAUUUAUCUGAGAUCAAGUUCAACAGCUACAAUAAUGCUGGCAUGCCACCUUUCCCCAUUAUCAUUCAUGACGAGCCCACUUAUGCUAAGAGUUCCAAAAACGCCAUUAAAGUUCCGAUCGUAAUCAAUCCAAAUGCGUAUGAUAACCUGGCUAUCUACAAGAGUUUUCUAGGGACCAGUGGAGAACUGUCCAUCAAAGAUAAAACUACCAGUGUAAUAAGUCACACGUAUGAAGAAAUAGAAACAGAAAGCAAAAUGACUGAAGCCAUAGGAGGCAAAGCCACGGAAUUUUCGCAGGCGAAGGCAGUGACCAAUAGCACUGAACGUAGGCUUGGUUCUGUGGCUCAGAAGGUGCAAGAGUUUAACAGCUGUCUCGGUAAAAGUCAGAUAUCACCACAGAGAAGUCACAGUUCUGACCACAGCUCCCCAUCGAGAAUUCAGAAGACAACACAAGAGCCUGCAGACGUGACGCCGGAGGCUUCUGCUACCACUGGCAGCAGCGGCAGAGAGAAUGCAAGCACAGUGCUUUCACAGAUCGUGGCUUCCAUCCAGCCCCCGCAGUCUCCUCCAGAAACGCCGCAGGCUGGACCCAAGUCUUGCAGCGCAGAAGAGCUGUAUUGCUUACCUCCUGAUGCAGAUGCUGCUAAAAACACCCUAGUACGGCCUAAAUCUCUGUUUACAUCACAGUCUGAAAUAGAGUCAUCCAAGACCACGGAAAACACUGCCGUUAAAACGCAGAAAGACACAGCUUCACAGCCAGCUGCCACCAAUUCUCCAAAGCCAGUGAGAGGCACCCCAAGUACCACAAGUCCCAAAACAGAACAAGCACCACCAUUUCCUCCUCCGCGGUCCACGUCCUCACCCUAUCAUGCAAGUAAUCUGCUGCAAAGGCAUUUCAGCAAUUGGGCCAAGCCCAACAGUCCCACCAGGUCGACAGAGGCAGAGUCGAUCCUGCACUCAGAAGUUCGGCGAGCUGCCGAUGCUAAGCCCAAACGCUGGAUUUCAUUUAAGAGCUUCUUCCGCCGCAGAAAAACCGAUGAUGAGGAAGACAGAGAGAAAGAAAGAGAGAAAGGGAAAUUGGUGGGUCUCGAUGGAACUGUGAUACACAUGCUCCCCCCUCCUCCGGUUCAACGUCAUCACUGGUUCAGUGAGGCAAAAUCGGACUCCAGUGAGAAGCCAUCGAUUGUUUUCAUGUAUAGAUGUGAACCAACACAAACCGAACCAAAGGUUGACCAUCAAUACAAGAGUGGAGUGGAGUCUGCUAUUGCAGAUGUACUUGCAAAAGACAAAGGAGAAACACAGGAGAAGUCUCCAGAGAGCUCUGAGCCGAAAAUAACGAGCCAUCCAUCACCACCUCAGAUUCUGAAGAAAAUCCCCAGCGCAUCAGAACACUGUGGAAUCAAUGGCUCGCCAGAGUUUCAAGACAUGAUUAAAAGACUCAAGAAGGCCCUGAAAGAAUUUCCUUUAAUGGGGAAUUGUGUGAGUGAGUACAGUGGUCAAGUGCCCGAUGACACGACACUGGAGGACCUGUCCCCUCGUGUCCCAAGAGCCGUGUUUGUGAAGCAGGACAAUGGUGGCAGUGCCUCGGUCAUACCAGUGUCAGCUGCCCGUGCCCCUCAGGGGGAGGAAGACAAAGAAGAAGCUUCGCAUCCUUCUGACUUGAAUCCUUGCAGUGCUACGUACAGCAAUUUAGGACAGUCCAGGGCAGCCAUGAUUCCACCGAAACAGCCGAGGCAGCCGAAGGGAGCUUUGGACGAUGCCAUUGCCUUUGGAGGAAUAGUAGACCAGGAGACAAUGAACAACUUACAGCCAACACCACCUCCACUGCCAAAAAAAACAAUUUUGAGAGCUAACACAGAGCCGAGUCCCAGAGAUCUUCAGAAGCAGGCUCUUGAGAACAACCUGUGCAUUGUGGCCAAUCCCACCUAUGACAUUGACACCAACUGGGAAGCGAGCAGUGCCUGCUCCUCGGUCAGCUUGGAGCUCAAGGCACUGGACAACGAGUCGGGAGAUUCCUUGGACAGGCCUAUGGAAAAGUUAAGGACAACCACCUCAGCAACUAACAGUGUUUCCAGCCUAACCACUAUCAGUAUUAAGGACCGCUGUUCCAAUAGCAUGGAGUCUCUGACGGGGAGACGUAUCUCGCAGUCCAAGCAGAGCAGAGGUAUCCAGAAGCCACAGAGGCAAGCACUUUAUCGAGGAAUUGAAAAUCGAGAAGAAGUGGUAGGUAAAAUCCGAAGCCUUCACACUGAUUCACUGAAGAAGCUGGCACUGAAAUGUGAAGACUUGUUCAUGGCUGGACAAAAAGACCAGCUGCGAUUUGGAGUGGAUAGCUGGUCGGAUUUCAGGCUGACCAGUGACAAGCCGUGUUGCGAGGCAGGUGACGCAGUUUACUACCCAGCUUCUUACGCAAAAGAUCCUCUCAACAAUUACGCAGUCAAGAUUUGUAAGAGCAAAGCUAAGGAGUCCCAGCAGUAUUAUCACAGCCUGUCUAUCCGGCAGAGUCUGGCCAUCAACUUUAACAUCCAGCAGGACUGCGGCCAUUUCCUUGCUGAAGUGCCAGUUCGCCUCCUUCCGUGGGAGGAUACCGAUGCACCAGAGGUGGAAGAAGAGCAAGAAGAAGAGCAAGAACCUGAGCAAAAGAGCGGAGGCACUCCUUCCAACGCAGAGGCUUCACAGAAGGACAGCUCAAGUAACCAGGGGACCAUCAGCAAGCCACGCAGCCGUGUUGUAGUCAUCACGCGGGAGGUGCCGUACUUAACGGUGGCUGAUUUUGUGCGAGAGUCUGCUCCUCGCCAUGCCAAAAGCCCAGAUUUGUACGAGAGGCAGGUCUGUCUUCUCCUUUUACAGCUGUGUUUGGGCCUGGAGCACCUGAAACCCUAUCACAUCACACACUGUGAUCUGCGGUUAGAGAACCUGCUCCUGGUUCAUUCUAGACCGGGAGGCAGCCCUCCGAGCUCUGAGUCCGUGGAGCCCAGUCCCAACACCGCUUGCCCAGCCAGGUUAAUCGUGAGCAAUUUCUCACAGGCCAAGCAGAAGAGUCACAUGGUAGAUCCUGAGGUCCUGCGGGAUCAGUCCCGCCUGGCUCCAGAAAUCAUCACUGCAACGCAGUACAAAAAGUGCGAUGAAUUUCAGACUGGCAUCCUUAUCUACGAAAUGCUGCACUUACCCAAUCCCUUUGAUGAGAAUCCAGAGCUGAAGGAGAAGGAGUACACUCAUGCUGAUCUCCCCAAGAUCCCUUGCCGCUCCCUGUACUCUCAAGGGCUUCAACAGCUUGCCAGCUGCUUGCUGAAUCCCAACCCUUCGGAGAGGAUCCUGAUCUCAGAAGCCAAGGGAAUCCUUCAGUGUUUGCUUUGGGGCCCACGUGAGGACUUGUUCCAUGCUCUAAGCACAUCUUCCAACCCAGCCCGGAAAGAUGCUGUACUUCAGAACUGGCUGGACAUCAAAAGGACGCUGCUGAUGAUAAAGUUUGCAGAGAAGUCCUUUGACAGGGACUGUGGAGUGAUUCUGGAAGACUGGCUUUGUUGUCAAUACCUGGCUUUUGCGACUGUAGACUCGCUUCAUCGCAUUGUGAGGAUCAUGCAGCAGCACUAGUUCAUAAGACCUGUUGCUUUUGACGAAGCACCUCCAGCCCAGCCCUCACUCCAGCCUGCCCUAGGGCUCACACUUUGAACAAGUGUUUAAAAAAAGGCCUAGAUGUCAAAGCCAGCAACUCUGAGCAAAUAGGUUCUAAUUGGAGAAACUGCCUUCUGUACCCAGUAUGACAGAAACUUUUUUGCCAGGCCUCUUAGGGAUUCAUUUUAUACAUGAGACUGCAUUUGGAUCAGACGCUUUGUAACUAGAUAAAUAUCUGGAUGAAAAGGAGAGCAAACUUCAAUACCACUAUUUCUAUAACUACAGUAAACAAAUUGCCCUCCUCUUCUGGGUAGCUUCUGCCAUUUCUGUGUGUAGCAUUGGUAGUGAAUAGCAGUGACUGUUAGCAGGGAUGGAUUAGUUGUAAAUGGGAGAUGAAUGACCCACAUUGCCCCAUUGCUUUCAUUCCACAUCCCAUGCAAGAUUUCUUCUCAUCUAGUCCCCCACAGUCGGGCUGGACUCUUCUUUCCUUUGGUCUCAACCAAAUGGAUUCUCAUCUUUCCCUUACAUUUUAUGCCUUCUUUUUUCUGUGCAGAUGUGGUUGUCCUGCUGAUUGCACCCAUGUCAGCAGGCAGUAAGCAUCUGUGCUUUGUUCUCCUCCCUCCUUCCCUCUCUCUGACGUACUGCCUACCCACAUCCUUUCUAAUCUCAUCCUUGAUUUCAGCAACGUUGCCUUAAUUGGACUGUUAUCCUUGGCUUAAGACCUCUGCAUUAAAAAGCAGAAUAUGCACACUUAGUCUAUCCUCUUUCCCGUACUUGACACUCACCAGUCUGGACAGCUGAUGUACUGUAGCUAUAACCACAUUUAUACAAUAAAAAUACAACACAUGACGGGCAAUUGAAAUUCCCCUUCCAUCGCAGGAGGCACUAAAGCCUGACUUGAAAUGGACAGGCCAUGUAUAAUCUUCUCUGACAAUCACUGCUAUGAAUCGGGGUUGAAAAUAACAGCCACCUCUUCUGUUUUAUUUUGGUUUGCUCUUGUCACUUGUGCCAUAUUGCAAAGUGGGACUGAAAUUGGCUCCGCUGGUAUGUUGGCAGGAGAUAGAAGUGUUUAGAGCUCGUCUGUGUGUAGCUAACAGGCCACAUGGAGACACUUUUACUGCAGACACAGUUCUCCAAAGGGUAAAAACAAGGGGCAAAAACACUGUUGUUUAAUUAUCGAGGGAGCUGUUAAGUUUGGCAGCCACAACUAACAGUACCGUGAUCCAUUUUUCCCGCAGCGGUGUUUGGCUGCGCUUCUCUUGUCUGCUGUAACUAGUGUAUUCUCCUGUUGCUAUAGACAACACCCUCCUAAGAAUGGCACGUUGUCAGAACAGCUCAAAGAUCACUGCGGACAGGGUUUGGGACUAGAACAGGAAUGACUGAGUGUAAGAGACAAGAUUUGAGAAAACUCAACCUGAAGGAGCUUUGCAUUUUUAGAGACAGCUGCCGACUUCCUUCCCUGACCUCAUGGCUGUUUCCUACAGAACCUCUGCAGUUGAACAGACGAUAUGUUUGCUCAGUAUUGCUAGGCUCUGAGUUGUCCUCUGAAUCGCUCUGAAGAAUUCCUUUGGAUGUAGAGGAACAAGCGAUACUGAAUAUUCUAAGCCAGGUGAUGGAAAGCAGACAGCCCUAGUUAUGAGCCUGUGCUUCUCUUCUAUGGAUCUAUGUGCAAUUCUUGUAUGUAUUUUUUAAAGCUGUAUGUUACAGUGUUCACUUUACACACCAGCCGUUACCGGAUGCUAGAUCUGCAGCCCCUUCCUUUACUUUCCUGGCACAUAAAUGCAGCUAUCCAUGUGUUCCUUUUGUGGAUGGAUGUUUCAUUUUAAUUGUUAAAAACUGUGAGGAAUCAAUUCACUUCAGCCUUGAAACAAAUAGCCACUUUAUACAGCGUAUGCAUGCUUGGACCAGAUGCAUGGAAAUGGAACAAACAGUCCUGCAGGCUUAAGGUCAGCAAAACGAGCUCUGGAUCCACACCGUUCACUUGGAGGGGUUGAGAUUUCUGUGUUAUUCUUCUCUGGCAUGUAUCAGAGCUAAGCUGAGUACUGUGUAAGCCUACAUCGAUUGUGCCGUAGUAUAUAGACAGUCUCUGUGACCUUUCUCAAGAUUUUUUGAAUCUUCUGAUUAUUAUUCUUGUGUUUGAUUCACCUGUAUCAGUGAAGGAUCAGGCAAGGAUAAGGAUAAUAUAUUUUCAUGUGAUAUAUAUUUUUUCUUUCUUUUCUUGGCAAGAAGGUAAGGAUGGCGGCAUUGAUGGGGAGGAAAAAUAAAAAAAAAAAGACUGUGCUUUAAAAGCCCAAGUGCAAUGUAUGUAGCUGAGAUACUUCGCUACAUCAGGAAAGAAAGUUUCUAUACUACUGCCGAGCAGCUUGUAGAAGAACCUUUACAAAGAGUCACACACACGCUGGGUGCAGCCCUGCUUUACCUGGAGGCAGGAGGGCCGUGCCCUCACGGCUUGCACACACUGAGCAUGACAAGCCACGUGCAUCCUAUCUGCUAGCUGUUAGUCGCAAUGCUGAGCUGAGAGUAGGGCUGCUGCUUCUCUGUGGUCUGGUUUUGUGUUUGUUUCGUAGUGCCUGUGUGCACAUAACUUCUCACCCAACUCACAUAGGCUGCUGGAGCAGUUCUUGGACCACUCGUCAUUGCAGUGGGCGCGUUCCUUGACGCCAGUAGGUCUCCGUGGUUACGGACACGUGUUUUCAGAGUCACUUUCAUGUCAACACGCACAUGCAAAGUUGAAUUUUGAAUGUUUUACAACCAUAUGUAUUUAAUGCAGCUGGUCCGAAGCCUUUGUAUCUCUAGCUAUCUAAUUUCUGUUUGUAUUUUUUUGUGAUGAACCAAUACUCAUUUUAACUCUGCAGUAUAAUCAAGCAUGGAUAGAUGUUCACUACCCAUCUCUUCUUGUGCAGCACUGGGUAAACUUUAGCAAUUUGUAAUGUUGUGUGUGUUUUUCUUUUUCUUUUUUUUUAAAAAAAAGGUCAGAGAAGUCAAACACAAUCUGGCCUGAGGUAUUCUUCUGGGGAGCUUGAGGCUGACUUUGCAGGUGUGCCCAUAACUCUGAUGCUGGUGAUGGUGAUGUUUGUGGUGGUCCUUCACCCUGGCAACAGAUACUGCCACAUAAAUAUCCAAGAAUGUAUGCAUUAAACUGAUCGUAAACAGAUCCUAAGAAUGCUACAGCAUAAUUGCGAAGCAAAAGGAAAAAAACCCCUUCUGUUUGCAGUUGAGAUCCUGCGUAUGGCAGGAACAAAACCCCUGGCUGUGCAUGACUUACAUGAAUACGUGCACAGAUCUUGAAUUUUUUAGCAGUCGCACUUUCAGUUGAGCUCACGAAAUAGGAAGAGCUGCAAAUCUAAAUAACAGUAUUGAUUGUAAAUAUAUAUUUUUCUAUUAAUAAAAGCUGUCAUUCAGAUAUUUUUAUCGUGAACUCUAGAAGAAUUUUCCAGUGGAAACUAACUUCUGGAAAAUCAAAUGCUUGCUUGAAGAACUAUGAGUGGCUUCUGAUCUUAUUAGAGCCAUUAAAAACCUCUCUAACGUUACAGAGAGGGCACAGUGAUUGGAUUCACAAUGUUUAGUGCCUUGUCCAAAAACUAAAACGAAGCCGGUCAGUUGGUGGAAACCUCAUCCUUCUUGUAAUAGCCCUCUGAAUAAUACUGCCCACGUUCAGAUGCAGAAGAAAUAAAUUAAAUGCUGUACUUUGUACAAUACUGAGCUGACUAUUCAAUGAGACCUGUUUCUGAAGUUUCAGUGAGGUGAACAAGCUCCUGUGAGUUGCUUGUAGUGCAGCAUAAACCUGAUUAACAACCAGAACUGUGGGCUUUCAGGUUUGGAACUGCAUCUGCACAGGGAGAACAGGACAGGUCAAUUGGUGAGACUGACGGCCGCAUCAAAACAAGCCUAAUGCUUUGACAAUCUGCUGCACACGGCAGCUUCCAGGAGACGAGGAGCUGCGUUAGUUUGGGAGAGGCGGUGAAGGUGAGGUGUGCCGAUCCCGAUGUCAGUCGUGGAUGUGCUGCACACCGCGCUCUGUGGACGAAACAUAUCCCUCUGCUAAAAGAGGGGUUCUGAAAAACCUGCUCCUGAGAUGUUAUGGAGGAUGGGCUUGUUCUGUCUUUCUUACAUUGGAAUUGCUUACUCCUCAGAUCUGAUACGGUCAAUAUGCAUAACCAGGUGAAUAUAAAGAGAAUCUAUCAGUAAAACCUUACCUGGAAAUUUUCAGGAGUGAGGGAAUCCGGAAUCUUAUUUUGGAGCCUCAGCAAUGUCCAUUACAGAGGCCUGGUCUCUUUUCAGUAUUCAGACACGAUGAAACCAACAACACAAGCUAGGAUGUGUUGUUGCUGGCCCGCCUGCAGACAGGAAUGCACACAGCAUUUACUGGAACACCACCUGCUGCUCCGCACAUCGCAGCAGCCCCCACCAGGUAUGAAUGGGUCAUUCUGGCAUUUUAACACAGAGGAAUUCCAACAUAUUAGAGAAAUACAUUAUUUAAAUAGAUCCGAUGUGUGUUACUAAUCGCCCACUUAGAGAAUUGAUUCAGCAGCUUCGCACCGUAGGGCCGUAACUUUAGCGUAUAAAAAUAGUAUUUGCUGCUGAAUUAAAAUGUAUCUGUUUCUCAGCUCUUGUGCUGAGAAGCCCCACUUAAGUUAAUAUAUUUUGUUUGCAAUAACAAAUUCAUAUGGAAAUAUAAAUUAAAUAGUUUUUAUUUAAAUCCGUUGCAGCUUUUCUAAGGGAUGCAUGGUAACUGAAUCAGACCAUUUAAUGCAAUUUCCUUCCCUCUUUACCCUAAACAAGAACUAAAAUGUGUAUCUCUGUACAAGCAGUGCGUGACCAUCGUUCAGUGCAUGAGCGGGCCAUGUGCUGAACUGAUUUUGCAAAGAUGGAGUUGGUUCUGCUACAGCUCCUGUAAAACCUACAGCACACUCGGAGCCCUUCAGCCCAUGGCACUGAGAGAUGCGAUGGCAAUGUGGUUAUGCAGUAACAUCACAUCAAAGAAGUGCAGAAUUAAGAGGUUUUAAUGCCUCUACAAUAAUUGACCUGUGGAGAUAUUCUGUAAGCUAUCAUCUGGAUUCCCAACACAAUAAGGAAUACAGACAAAGGGUUUUUCAGAAGAAAUCCUGAGGAGACAAUUCCUCUCAUCAUGCUCAGCUCCAAAAGGGGAACCAGUCUCUCCCGCUGCUGUGUUGCAGAGAAUUUCUGGUAGAUGUUUCUAUGGAUUUUACUCUUCACCUGGAUGCAGUAUUAGAAGGAUGGUGGUUUUAAAACAGACGUAGAAUGUAAUUUAAAUAAUUCCCUAUAAGCCUCCUUGCAUUGGUGCUCCACGCAGCAUUUAGAAACCACAGAAUGCUUUCAGAUCAAGCAGAGUCGCCAGUCAGAAAUGAAAUCUCAGCAUACCUGUACAUAAGCAUAUUCCCACUCUGUAGAAUGUGAGAAUUUGGAUUGUACUUCAGAUUAUGAAGAUUUCUUUUUCCAUAAACCCAAGGGGAAAAUUUCAGGGAUUUACGAGACGCUGGAAUUUAUUUUUUUUAUGUGGAAGAAAUAUAUGUUCACAUAUAUACAUAAAUAUAUAUGAGUGUGUGCAGGCACAUUUAUAUAUAUAUAUAUGUAUGUAUAUGAAUUUUUGUAUCCCAAAAGUAUUCUUUGCCCCCUUUAAUCUGAAAAUAUAUAUAUUAUAUAUCGUAUAUAUAAUAUAUAUUUAAGAUUGUGUAAGUUUGAAUACGGUCAUUUCAUAAGUAACACCUCUUCAAAAAUGGCUCGGACCUCUAUUGAUCAUUUGGCUUGUUGGUAUUGGAAGGUUUUGCAGUUGAAAUCCUUGGUUUUUUUUCUUUUAAAACUUAAUUAUGCUGAGCAUCUAACAGUAUGUUCUUGUCUUUAAUAGAAGGGGAAACAUUAUUUUUAAAUUAGGGGCUCCAAAAUGGAUGAUCUUUUAUAAGCAAGAUUUCUUUAAAAUCCCUUGGAUAAGGGAUUUGUUUUUCUUGAAUUUGAACUCCAUUCUUGUGGGUAAUUUGUAUUUGGAAUUCCUGGUUGCAUUGCUUUAUCUGGUGCUUCAUAUUGACAUUUACACGUUUUUAUAUAAGUUAAGUAUAUAAACUUCAAGCCUUCCUUUGUGAUCAGGGGCAGUUACACUCUGGUUUGCUGUGGUACUUUGCUGUGUACUCUGUGGCAUUCAUGUUACUGUGUAAAUAAACUAGUUUUAUUACACUCCA
Molecule: messenger RNA, 12712 nt
Organism: Numida meleagris (helmeted guineafowl)
Lineage: Eukaryota; Metazoa; Chordata; Aves; Galliformes; Numididae
Gene: PEAK1
Product: pseudopodium enriched atypical kinase 1
Exons: 7
Coding region: 1125-6497 (1790 amino acids)
Biological process (GO): protein phosphorylation
Cellular component (GO): actin cytoskeleton; focal adhesion
Molecular function (GO): ATP binding; protein kinase activity
Source: RefSeq, a predicted model, not a curated record